This is a messenger RNA of Hemicordylus capensis (graceful crag lizard), 10522 nucleotides long. It is a transcript of the gene PLEKHH2, whose product is annotated as pleckstrin homology, MyTH4 and FERM domain containing H2. The transcript has 30 exons. The record is from RefSeq and is a predicted model, not a curated record. The coding region runs from base 73 to 4779 and encodes 1568 amino acids. Gene Ontology annotation, cellular component: cytoskeleton; cytoplasm. Lineage: Eukaryota; Metazoa; Chordata; Lepidosauria; Squamata; Cordylidae. Gene Ontology annotation, molecular function: actin binding. Gene Ontology annotation, biological process: negative regulation of actin filament depolymerization.
GCAGCAGCCCGCAACCCCCGCCUUGCCGGGAGGCUGGAGGGCUCCUCCAAGUCCCGCCUAAACAGCUGCUGAAUGGCCGGCGCGGCUGCCGCUCAGCCCAGGCCCCUCGCCGCCUGCCCCACCACGGACAACAGCGGGGAAUGGAUGGGGCUGGGAGGACCGGCGUGGCUUCCGUCGAGAAACCUCGCUGAGAGCGGACGAGGCGCGGGCCCCAGCAGUGGGAGUCCUCCCCGCCGAGGAGCCGGAGGCCGCCGCCGGCCACCCCCUGAGAUCAUCGAUAUGGCAGAACUACUUGAGCUAGAAGAGACAAUCAACUGGAAAGAAAGAUGUAUAGCUUUGGAGUCUCAGCUGAUAAAGUUUCGCCUUCAAGCAAGUAAAAUCAGAGAGUUGUUAGCAGAGAAGAUGCAGCAACUUGAAAAACAAGUUAUUGAUGCAGAUCGUCAAGCAGAAAAAGCUUUUCAACAGGUACAGAUUAUGGAGGAGAAAUUAAAAGCUGCUAAUAUCCAAACCAGCGAGUCAGAAACUAGGCUGUAUAAAAGGUGUCAAGAUCUGGAGACUUUGGUGCAGGAGAAAGAUGAUAUUGUACAGAAUUUGGAGCAACAGCUUAUAGAGCAGAAACAAAUAAGAAUGCAAGAGGCAAAAGUUAUAGAAGAGAAAGCGGCUAAGAUAAAAGAAUGGGUGACAUUCAAGCUCCAUGAGCUAGAAGUGGAGAACCAGAAUCUUCGCCUGAUCAGCCAAAACCAAACUGAAGAGAUGAGGAUAUUGCAGAUUAAAUUGCAAGAGAUUCAGGGGAAGAAAUCUGUUCCUUCGGCACAAAAACCUGGAGAAGGCCAAAGGCUGAGCAGUUUAACUUUUGGGUGCUUCCUAAACAGAGCAAGAAGUCCUCAGCAAGUUGCUAAACCUGAAGAUACAAGCAAUUCCACAUCCAAGCAAGCUGAACUUAGUGAAGGCAAUGAAAUUUUAGAGAAAGAAAUCCAAGAAACAUCCCUUGCCGCCCAAAUGUAUGGGAGUAAUAGAGGUCCAAAGCCACUGCAACAAAGCUCUUGUGGACCAGAACAGAGACAGGCACUAAUGUCAAAAGAUCUAGACAGCAAUGUGUCAAAGAACUCUUGUAUAACAGUAAGUGACUGGAGCUCUGAUGAGGAUGAAGGAGGAAAAGGAAGAUCAAAAUCCAGGUGUAUAUCUACCCUUUCAAGUCACACAUCUGAAGAAGGCACAGGCUACAGCAGAAUUGGGAGUGAAAUGUAUUUGACAGCAUCUGAUGACAGCAGUUCUUUUUUGGAAGAAGAGAGCUUUGGAGCUCAGGGAAGUGUACACAAAAAACUAUAUUCCUGGCAACAAGGGUCUCCAUGGAAAAGCCAGAACCACCUAGUCGGAAAGAUCAACUUGGAAUCCUUCAGCAAAAAGGAAGAUAGCUUUUCAGAUGAACUAAAUAAGAGAUUUCAAUCCCAGAGGCUAGAUUAUUCAUCUUCUUCUAGUGAGGCAAAUACCCCAAGUCCAAUUUUAACUCCUGCACUAGCACCUAAGCACCCAGCAUUGGUGCUGGCAGCAGACUUUCAGCCUGGAAGGCAACUGGAUUCUCCAUCUAAUCUGCCACCACCAAAGCUGAGGACUCCCAGUGUCUUCACCAUAAGUGCAGCAUUAGCAAAAAAACAUUUCAGCCAGCCUCCUCUGUGUUCUGACAAAAUGUUUGGCAGAAACAGAAAUGCUAUAAGUAUGAUACGUCCUUUCAAGCCGCAGGAAACAGACAUUGAUCAAGUGGAUGGGGAAGGGACAGAUGUGCUAGAGAAAAUGGAAAUUAGCUGCAAUGACGAAUUGUUUACCUAUGACUCCUGUGAAACUCCACAUGCAGAAGCCCUGGACUCUGGUGAUGCAAGGAAAACUACUAGCUGCAAGCCCCCUACUCCUCCACUGCAUCGAUUCCCUUCUUGGGAAAGCAGAAUUUAUGCCAUAGCCAAGUCGGGUUUACGGUUUUCUGAGGCCUUCAACAUGGACUCCUUCAAUAAAAGUACUACUUCUUCAACUUCAUAUUCCCCAUCAGGACUCUAUACAUCAUUAAUAUACAAGAAUGUGACAACCCCAGUCUACACAACUCUUAAAGGGAAAGCAACACAAAUAAGUAACAACCCCUUCUUAGAUGAAUCCUCUGGAUCUGAAGAAGAAGAUAGUUCCCAGUCCAGUUCACAGACAUCUGAAUCAGACUCGCGAAGCAGAAGUGGCCCAGGUAGUCCCAGGGCUAUGAAACGAGGUGUGUCUCUGUCCUCAAUGGCCUCAGAAGGUGACUAUGCUAUUCCUCCUGAUGCCUACUCAACAGAUACAGACUAUUCAGAACCAGAACAGAAAUUGCCUAAAACCUGCUCCUCAUCUAGUGAUAAUGGAAAAAAUGAACCACUGGAAAAAUCUGGAUAUUUGUUGAAAAUGGGUGGUAAAAUAAAGACCUGGAAACGACGAUGGUUUGUGCUUAAAGGGGGUGAACUGCUUUACUACAAAUCUCCGAGUGAUGUAAUACGGAAACCCCAAGGUCAAAUCGAACUAUGUGCAUCCAGCCGUAUCGUAAAAGGUGAUGGAAAACAAACAGUUCAGCUAACUACUGAAAAACGGACAUAUUACUUGACUGCGGAUUCCCCAAAUAUCUUAGAAGAGUGGAUCAAAGUACUGCAGGAUUUUCUUAAAGUACAGGCUGCAAGUCAACUUUUAAUUCAGCCAGAUGUCAAACCGGCUAUGAAAGGCCUGCUUACCAAGGUAAAACAUGGAUACUCCAAGAGAGUGUGGUGUAUGUUGGUUGGAAAAACUUUGUAUUAUUUCCGCAGUCAAGAAGAUAAGUUUCCUUUGGGCCAGAUAAAGCUUUGGGAGGCUAAAGUUGAAGAAGUUGACCGGUCCUGUGACUCAGAUGAAGAUUAUGAAGCCAGUGGCCGUAGCCUAUUAUCAACUCAUUAUACCAUUGUCAUCCAUCCUAAAGAGCAAGGGCCAACCUAUCUGCUUGUAGGAUCCAAACAUGAGAAGUGUUUUCUUUCCAAGGACACAUGGCUCUAUCACCUAACAGUUGCUGCUGGAAGCACAAAUAUAAAUGUUGGGACAGAAUUUGAACAGCUUGUCUGCAAACUGUUAAAUAUAGAAGGGGAACCCACCUCUCAGAUUUGGAGACAUCCUACUCUUUGUCACAGCAAAGAUGGUAUUAUUUCUCCUCUUACAACUCUUCCAUCUGAGGCAUUGCAAACAGAAGCUAUAAAACUAUUUAAGACUUGCCAGUUGUUUAUAAAUGCUGCAGUGGACUCUCCUGCCAUUGAUUACCAUGUAUCUUUGGCCCAAAGUGCUUUGCAAGUCUGCCUCACACAUCCAGAACUUCAAAAUGAAAUCUGCUGCCAGUUGGUUAAGCAGACAAGAAGAAGGCAGCCACCAAAUCAGAUAGGACCAGUUCAGGCCUGGCAGCUUUUAGCCCUCUGUGUUGGACUCUUCCUUCCCCAGCACCCAUUCCUUUGGCUCAUCAAACUUCACUUGAAGAAGAAUGCAGAUUCCAGGACUGAAUUUGGAAAAUAUGCAAUUUACUGUCAGCGAUGUGUAGAAAGAACACAGCAGAAUGGUGACAGAGAAGCCAGACCAUCAAGAAUGGAAAUUCUUUCAACGCUUCUAAGAAAUCCCUACCAUCAUUCCUUACCUUUUAGUAUUCCAGUGCAUUUCAUGAACGGCAUAUACCAGGUUGUUGGGUUUGAUGCUUCGACCACAGUGGAAGAAUUUCUGAACACACUCAAUCAAGACACAGGAAUGAGGAAACCAGCCCAGUCAGGUUUUGCUUUGUUUACUGAUGAUCCUUCUGGCAAGGAUAUAGAACACUGUCUUCAAGGAAACAUCAAGAUCUGUGACAUUAUUUCUAGAUGGGAACAGGCCUCCAAAGAGCAACAUCCUGGGAAAUGUGAAGGCACAAGAACUGUGCGACUCACUUACAAAAACAGACUCUAUUUUUCAGUUCAAGUCCGUGGAGAGACAGAAAGGGAAAAGCUGUUGUUAAUGUAUCAGACAAAUGAUCAAAUUGUCAGUGGCCUCUUCCCUGUAAACAAAGAGCUGGCACUAGAAUUAACAGCACUUCUGGCUCAGGUGGAGAUUGGGGACUUUGAAAGGCCUUUCUCAACUCCCACAGGACAAGUCACUUCCCAGUCCAAAUCUAAUCAAACUUUAAAACAAGUUUUGGAGAAGUUUUAUCCAAAAAGAUAUAAAGAUGGCUGUUCAGAGGAGCAAUUGAGACAGCUUUGCCAGAGACUGUCAACAAAGUGGAUGGCUCUUCGUGGUCACAGCAGUGCAGACUGUGUGCGCAUUUACCUUGUGGUUACUCGAAAAUGGCCUUUCUUUGGAGCCAAAUUGUUUGCAGCUAAACCUCUAACAACAUCUGCUUUGGAGACUCCUUUGAUAUGGCUAGCUGUUUAUGAAGAUGGCAUAAAUGUUCUUGAAUACAGCUCUAUGCGAUUAAUAGUGACAUAUUUAUACAAGAACCUGAUGACCUUUGGAGGUUAUCAAGAAGACUUUAUGCUGGUGGUUAACAAUGUGCAUACACAGGAAAAGCCAACUGAAAAACUCUUGUUUGCUAUGGCCAAGCCGAAGAUUCUUGAGAUUACUCUGCUUGUUGCCAGCUACAUUAACAACUUCCAUCAGCAAAAGAAUGCUGCUCACCAUCUUUCUGCUCCAGCACUAUUAUCUCCACAGGCAGGAAAACAAAAAACCAAGGAUGUAGGAUGUCAUCCAUUUUUGUUGAAGAACAGACCAACCAAAGGACCUACUUUAUUAUGAAAAGAUUAUAUACCUGAGAAAAUACAUGCUCAGUGCAUGUUUAUAUAUGUCAGAUAGCUACACUGGAGAAAGAAAUAGCCUGAUUUAAUUUCACUGACAUGCUCGUGGUGCCUUCCAUGGGCCAAUUCUGCUCCCAGCCUCAAAAAGUGAGGCAGAAUAUGAUCACCUUGAUCUUAAUGACUCCUGAAUCCUGGGAUAUUCAAAAUGCUAGAAUAAUCAAACUUAUUUGUAUAAAUAAUUGUAUAAAUGGGUGUUCUCUCUAUACGUAUCUGUCUGUAUAGGCCAUGCAUUUGAAUAACAAGAAAUAAUCAGUGAUUAGAUAAAUAAUACUUUGGAUACACACAGAGACACAAACUCCCCACCACCAGCAGCAGCAAGUCCAAUACUAAUAGGAAAUAUUAAUCUCCUAAAUUAUUCCUGGAGUUGGAACACAUAAAGACAACUUCUAAAUAAGUUGUUUUGUUUUUGUCCUUGGGAAAAAUUACCAACAUGUGGCAUUCAUUUAUUGGUUUCAGCAGGCUCAGUUCCACGUUUGAGGGGGCCUUCAGCCAGGCUACCUUGUUGUCAGACUAGAAGGGAUAGCUGAGCUCUUCUUGGCAGCCACACUGGUAGUGGUUAUAUAUAUAUUCCUGCACUUGCCCCCUACAUGUUGUAUGACUGGGAUGUUGCAUUGAGGUGGGAGGCAUGGUGAGGUGGGGGAGGCAUGGCAACCACAGUGCAGCUGCUGAGCUCCACUGCCACAAUAAAGCAGCAAUCACAGAGCUCUUCUCAGCAGCCAUGCUGGGGGUGGCCAUCAUUCCUUACCCACAGUGCUUCCACUCCAAUGCAGUAUGGACAGCCACAUGGCAUAGGGAGUAUUGUGGUUUAAAAUAGAGAGAGAAUGCAACUGCUGAGAAGAGCUCCCAGCUGUGGGCCAGUCCUCCCUGGUUGGCAAUGCCCUGCAUCAACAGUGGGCGCUUAUGGGCUGCUGCAGCCCUGACUGGUGCCACAUGGUGAUACCAGGCUUAGAUUUCUGGAAGAAACCACAGUAUUUAUCGGUACAAAUGAUCAUAACGGUACAAAUGAUCAUAACCCAACAUAGCUGUGUGUCCCAGUUAGGCAAGGAGCUGGAUAGUGUACCAGUUCAUAAAAGCUGCUGUUUGCCGCUAGUAUUGUUGUAACCAAAGCAUUCUAGAAAGACAUUCCGUAAAUCAUUACAUUUGUUCAAGGUAUUUCUUCACAUAUUGUCUAGGCUUGAGCUCAAUCAAAUGAGUAAAGGAAAGAAGGGGUGAUUUUAUUGCUAAUAGCUAUAACAACAUGUCACUCAUUCUUAGGAACAUAGGAAGCUGCCUUAUACCAAGUCAGACCAUUGGUCCAUCUAGCUCAGUAUUGUCUGCACAGAUGGGCAGCAAAUUCUCCAAGGCAGGCAGGAGUCUUUCUCAGCCCUGUCUUGGAGAUGCCAGGAAGGGAACUUGGAACCUUCUGCAUGCAAGCAUGCAGAGGCACUUCCCAGAGCGGUCCCAUCUCCUAAAGGAAAUAUCUUACAGUGCCCACAUGUAGCCUCCCAUUCAAAUACAAACCAGGUAGGAUUCUGCUUAGCAAAAGAGACAAUUCAUGCUUACUACCAUAAGACCAGCUCUCCUCCCCUAGAGCUGGUUCUCAUUCUUGAGAUGCCAGUUCUAGGAUUUUACUUACAAACCAAGUAACUAGAGAGUGGGAUUUCCAAGUUGUUGCUUAGCAGCUAAGGAAGCAAGCAAACUGAAUCCAAGCCACAUUCAUCUUCUUUAACCAAGCACCAAGAGAACAAAGGAGAAUUCACAGCCUGUAGUAGUAGGUUGCAAGUUCCCAGUCUCUGCCUAAUCGGAGACUGAUUCUUUGACGUCUUUCCAAAAACUACAGGUAGUCUUACAGCUCCACUACAUGUGAAGAAUAGCCUUCUAACUUCCCACAUUGGGUAAAAAUCACUGAAUAAUCACUAUUAUUAUUAUGUAUUCAAUUUCUAUACCACGCUUCCAAACAUGGCUCGGGGCGGUUUACACAGAGAAAUAACAAAUAAAUAAAUAAAAUGGCUCCCUGUCCCCAAAGGGCUCACAAUCUAAAAAGAAACAUAGGAGAGACACCAGCAACAGUCACUGGAGAUACUGUGCUGGGGGUGGAUAGGGCCAGUUACUCUCCCCCUGCUAAAUAAAGAGAAUCACCACGUUAAAAGGUGCCUCUUUGCCAAGUUAGCAGGGGACUACAUAUUGAUAUCCAGCAAUAUGCUUUUAUAUGUGAAUCAGCCCUAGAUGACACACAGCUGAACUUGUGAACUGCCUCACUAGAGACAAGGGAGACCCCAAGUUGUGGGGAGCUCCAGGGGCAAAGUCCUGUAUGGGCCACCAUGGUGCUUCUGUCCCCAACACAUUUCCCUCCAAACUUACCUGAAUAAGCAGGGGAACUCCCUGCUCACAGGUGAGUGGUGGUGGUGGUGACCAGCUGCUCCCACCCUUCCCCACAGCAAAUGGGGAGGUGGCAGGAUGAAGUAGCAGUACAGUGCCCUCUUCUCCAGAGGGUGGAAGGAGGACAAAAUAUAACAUUUGCCAAAGGGGAGGGCUGGAGCUUGAGAGGAGAAGCCACCACAGACUCUUUUGCCUCCAUCCUCUCCCCCUCAUUGGAUGGGCCUUCCUGUCAGAGGCCUCUGUGUCAAAGCAGGAGGCUCUGUGAGGGAAAUCCCUUUGCGGAGGAGGAGGAGAUUGGGAGGAGAAAGUGGCACCAUAAUUCACACUGCGACUGCCUUCUCCUACCCUGUUGCUCGUUCACAUAUGGGAACAUUCCCAGAACAUUUUUAUCAGAGGCAUAGCAAGGUUGGAGUGGGCCCAGAGACAAGAUUUUAAAAUGGCCCCUCCCUCACUGAAGUAAAUAUACCUACACACACACCCCUAUGUGCCACAAUAGAACAUUAUCCUAAUUUUUUUUUUAAGGUUUUGUAAAUUGUGGAUGAUGCAAGUCGUUUAAUGGUACUAGAGAAAGACAGGCUGUUCUGGUAGCUCCAGGUCUUAACACUCACAUCAGUUUCAGAGGAUGAAUACAACUGAAGAAAGCCCGGGCGGGUGUGCAGCGGGGGGAGUCAGUCAUGUGACUUGCCUCUGGGGGGCCCCCAAGGCAGUGGGCCUCCAGACAACUGUCUCCCCUUGCCCUAUUAUAGUUACACCCCUGAUUUUCAUGUGCAGCUAGGAGAUGGCAGUGGCAGCAUAAGAGACAUGAAGUGUUGCUUGCCUCUUCCAGAAACUCCUACAUGGGCCGUAGUGACCCCCUACCUCUGGCGUUGGCCAUGAGCCCAAAGUAGCUGACCCUUGAUGCCACCUGCUUCAUAUUCAAUUGCUUGAUAAAUUGCCCCUCUUCAUUUUCAAACAGAUCUUCCUCCUCUACUUUUUCCUUUCACUCUCCUUCCCUUGUACAUCAUGUUGCAAGCCUGAUGUUAUGGUCCAUGUCUUUAUUCUGAUUUAUAUAAAGCACCUGCUUAAGUAGGCACUACAGAGGAUGUAUCUGAGCUGGUACCAGGCAUUAAAAAGUUAUGGCUCCUACACACACGCAGGUUAUCACUUGAUGCUGCAGUAUGACUGAUGUUGAACAUGCAUGUGUGCACCCAGCCUUCCUUUCAUGCAUUUAUGAGCAUAACCAUUUUUUGGCAAUAGUACUUUCUCUGGCCGGUUUGUCUGCAGUAGAACACAGAAGAGCACCAAUAAUUGUCAGUUGUUUAAAUAACUUAUUCAUAUAUAGUGAUUUAUAUGGGUAAUCCACAGAUCUGUCAGUUGAUCUUAUAUGUUUAAUUUCCUUUGCCACUAAUUCUAGUUACCAAAUACUUUUAUCAACAUGAGGGGUCCCCCCCCCAAAAAAAAUUAAUAUGUAUUUUUUUUUACCUCUGACAGCUGAUAAUUUAUUUUAAAUCUGGAGUGCAUCUUGGGGCAUUUUCUUUUAACAGGCUGUGGCCAAAUGAGAAGAGAGUUUUCAAAACAGAGAAUUAACUUCCUUUAUAAAUAAUACAGAGGGAGGACAGAGAAUGCCAUAGGUACAGAAAGAAACUACUCGCUGAACACUGAAAGAAGAGAGCCAGGUCUGACUACUGUAAUUUUUUGGGAGGCCUAUUAUCCCCUCUGAUUGCAGACCUCAUUGUUUGCUCUAUGCAAUUUCAUCAAAAAGACACACUCAGAUUUUACAAGAGGGCAAGGACAGGUUCAGAAGUUUUUCCACUUCAAAAAUAAUAAAUAUGUGAAUCUCUCCAUCCAGGGCAAAGUCUGAGAAGCUCUUUGAUUUAAACUGCUUGUAGGAGAGGUUCUCAAACUUGGGUCCCAAGAUGUUGGACUACAGUUCAUAUCAUCCCCUGCCACAGUGGCCAAAGGGGAUGGAUUGGAGUUGCAGUCCAACAACAUCUGGAGACCCACAUUUGAGACCCCCUGGUUAGAAUAAAAGCAUACUAUAGGGUACUAGGUAAGUUGCUAAAAUUGCUAAAAGGAUUGGAUCAGCAUUUCGAGAAGUUAACAGACUGUAUUAUUUUUUUAAAGCUGGAAAACAAAAAUUACAUUCAGAAGUCAUAUUAUAUUUAGGUUUCAAAACUACUAUGUAUAUAUUCAAGGUAUGUUUUGCAUCAUACAAAAUUCAGGAUAGUUACAUUUUGCUUGACUCAUUGUAGGUUAUUAGCACCUUUUUACAACUUAGCACAAGCCUAUGCAUAUUUUUAUGUGAAAGUGUCCCACUGUGUUGAUUAGGAUUCACUCCUAUGUAAGUGUGUAUAGGAUAGCAGCCUAAAGUCCAUAAUGUGAUACCAGAUUUCAUUUAUGGUAUUAUUUUAACUUUAAAGAAGUGGGUUAUUGACAUCAACUUUAUGCUUUUGCCCUCAUCCAGCAAAGGAGAUCCAUGCGCAUAAGCAGGCUUCUGUGUGUGUAUCACUUGCUGGGUUAGGAAGUGCACAUGUAAAUGGAUAUGGAUUACAGUGUACAUCCAGAUGUGCAUCUGAGUGUAAGAUACUGCCCGUCCACACGGCAUUGCUUUUAAUGGGUGCACAUCCCCAUCUACAUUCUGAUGCAACUAUUCAUGUGAAUAUAUAUAUAUUUUACACACAGUUAGAAUUGGUCAAGGAGAUGGCCUUGGCCUGUAUUGGUGAACAAGGCAGGAGAGCUCUAUAUUAAGUUAUGGAUGAAUCACUGAAAAAUAACUGCAAUUUGUUUAAUGAACUUAAUAAAGAAAUACUUUAAUGGUACCUGUACUUCAAAAAUAAUGAUUAUAGAACAUUAAUUUAUGUGUAGAGAAUUUGUAUUUAUUUUAUGGAUAUUUAGCAUUUUUGUAUAAGAUAUUUUUAUAUGACUGUAAAUCAUUAGGCCGCCUCCAGCCUUGGAAGCAAGAUGCCUCUGAAAACCAGUUGCAGGGGAGCAACAGCAGGAGAGAAGGCAUGCCCUCACCUCUUGCCUGGGGGCUUCCCAGAGGCAUCUGGUGGGCCACUAUGUGAAACAGGAUGCUGGACUAGAUAGGCCUUCGGCCUGAUCCAACACAGCUGUUCUUAUGUUCAUUCUAACAAAUAAAGGCAUUAAAGAAAUUUGUAGUAUUUUUUACCAUAUUAAAUCUAACUAACUGAAGGUACACCAGACUUUAUAGCAUUCUUUUAGCCAGUUUAUAUCUUUCAUUGUCAUGCUUCUCAGAAAGCUUUAGCUACUCAGACUGCUGCUCUUUGGUUUUUCUGUAUUAAAGGGGAUCGGUAUAUUCUCGCUGCCAUUAAAUUUUUCAAUGCAAA